Messenger RNA from Papaver somniferum (opium poppy), 1328 nucleotides. Its product is annotated as short-chain dehydrogenase TIC 32, chloroplastic-like. The coding region runs from base 158 to 1114 and encodes 318 amino acids. The transcript is spliced from 8 exons. Lineage: Eukaryota; Viridiplantae; Streptophyta; Magnoliopsida; Ranunculales; Papaveraceae. The record is from RefSeq and is a predicted model, not a curated record.
GGUUGGACUAGCAAGUACCAAAACCAUAUUUAAACAAACAAAACAGGCUGGACUAGCAGUUAUUCUCUUUAUUUCUGAAUUCCUCUAAGAGAAAAAAAAAAUAAACAAAAUUUUUAAAGGGAUUUGCAGAAAGAAAGAAAAAAAAAAAGACGAAAAGAUGGUGUUGUUUAGUAGAAGAGGAGCAUCUGGAUUCUCAGCAUGUAAUACAGCAGAAGAUGUAACUCUUGGACAUGAUGGCUCUGGCCUUACUGCUAUUAUUACUGGAUCAUCAAAUGGUAUUGGCGCGGAGACUGCACGUGUUCUUGCGAUGCGUGGAGUUCAAAUUGUCAUGGCUGUGAGGAAUACGGCUGCGGGUACGGCAGUAAAAGAAACGAUAUUGAAGGAAACACCUUCGGCCAAAAUUGAGAUAUUGGAGCUGGAUGUUAGUUCCAUGGCAUCAGUGAGGAAGUUUGUGGAAGAAUUCAAGUCUUCGGGUCUUCCGCUAAACAUCCUUAUUAAUAAUGCAGGAGUUAUGGCACUGCCUUACAAGCUCUCUCCAGACAAAAUAGAGCUUCAGUUUGCAACAAAUCAUCUAGGUCAUUUUCUUUUAACAAAUCUUUUGUUGGAGACCAUGAAAAAAACUGCAUCUCAAAGUAACAUAGAAGGAAGAAUUGUCAAUGUUUCUUCUGAAGCUCACAAGUUGGCAUACAAAGAAGGGAUUCGCUUCGAUAAACUCAAUGAAGAAUCAGGGUACAACAGCUGGGCGGCCUAUGGACAAUCAAAACUUGCAAAUAUAUUGCAUGCUAAUGAGCUUAGUAGACGCCUUGAUGAAGAUGGGGCGGCAAUAACAGUAAAUUCACUUCAUCCAGGAGCAAUUGUGACGAAUCUCUGGCAUAAUAGCAGCAUAUUUGGUGGCUGGGUUUCUAAAGUUGUUGUAGCUCCAGUUAGUAAGCUUGUGGGAAAAAAUGUUCCACAGGGUGCAUCUACAACAUGCUACGUUGCAUUACAUCCGAACAACAAAGGUGUAAGCGGAGAAUAUUUCGUGGACAACAACAUUGGAAAAACUACCUCACAGGGUAUAGAUACAGAACUAGCAAAGAAACUUUGGGAUUUCAGCAUGAAUUUGAUCAGUUGAACAACUCUCAGUCCAGUGGCGGUGGCAAUGGUGGUGAUAAGUGUGUUUCAUGAUUCUCGUUAUAACAGAACAUAAAUUAAUUUCAGUCACAGAAAGUAUUCUUAAUAGUUUGUCAUUACUCCAUUAGUCUACAUUAACAUAUUUGUGUAUGAUAAUAACAACUUCAGCUUUGUCAGUUCUGCUUAAGAUUUAAAAAGGGACUGUUAGUGGCGGA